AUGUCCCAGUCGCCCAUGAUUUCGGUGCCUGUCAAGGCCACCAACGAAAUCGAUUGGGUCACGCCGCUCAAGAGCUACAUUCGGAACACCUAUGGUGACGACCCCGAGCGCUAUGCCGAAGAGUGCGAGACCCUCAACCGACUACGCCAGGACAUGCGCGGCGCCGGAAAGGAAAGCACUUCAGGUCGGGACAUGCUCUACCGAUACUACGGCCAACUCGAGCUGCUCGACUUGCGCUUUCCGAUUGACGAACAGCACAUCAAAAUCUCCUUCACAUGGUUCGAUGCAUUUACCCAUAAACCUACGACGCAGUACUCUCUGGCCUUCGAGAAAGCCUCCGUCAUCUUCAAUAUUUCAGCCAUUCUCUCCGCUCACGCCGCCCUUCAGAACCGCGCCGAUGAUUCGACCCUCAAAAUUGCAUACCACUCCUUCCAGGCCUCUGCUGGCAUGUUUACAUAUAUCAAUGAGAAUUUUCUCCACGCGCCGUCUUUUGACUUGAGCCGAGAGACCGUCAAAGCAUUGAUCAAUGUCAUGCUUGCCCAGGCGCAAGAAAUCUUCAUGGAGAAGCAGUCCAAGGACAAUACCAAGAUUGCCCUCCGCGCCAAGCUGGCCGCGCAAGCGGCAUAUCUCUACAGCCAAGCCCUAGAAGGCGUACAGGAAAAUGUCACAAAGGCCCUCUUCGAAAAGGGACUGGCUGACGAUCAAGCCAAUCAACACGGAAUUGCCGUGGCGCGCUUCAUGGCUGCCGAGGCUCUUGCAAAGGAAGCCGAUAGACUUGCCAGAAACUUUCCCAGCAACGUGCCUUCAAGCUCGAAUCUAAGCGCAGAGACCGGCGCGCAACUACAGGAACUUUGCAAGCGCCAUUACUCUGCCGUUCAAGAUAAGCACAAAGAAGCACUCAAAGACAAUGAUUACAUCUACCACCAAACUGUUCCGGCCGAGGCCAGUCUCCCCGCAAUUGCCAAGCUUCCCGCAGCGAAGCCCAUCCCCGUCAGCGAGCUGUAUGCGGGUCAAGAUAUCCAGCGCAUAACCGGGCCCGACCUGUUUGCCAAAAUUGUACCCAUGGCCGUCACAGAGUCCGCCAGCCUUUACGACGAGGAAAAAGCAAAGCUCGUCCGAGCCGAAACCGAAAAGGUCGAUACUGCUAAUGGCGAGAUGGCGGCUAGCUUGGAUUAUCUGCGACUUCCCGGCGCACUGCAGGUACUGAAAGGCGGCUUCGACCAAGACAUUCCACCAGAUGAGAACUUCCGGCAAUGGUGUGAAGACAUCGCUACGCAUGACGACCCUGCUUCGAUAUUCGAAUUUUUAAACUCGGAAAAGCGAGCCAUUAUCAAGAAACUGGAAGAGAGCUCAACGUCUCUAGACAGAGAGGAGGGCGUCUGCGAAAAGAUGCGAUCCAAAUACAGCGCCGAGUGGAGUCAACAACCCAGUGCGCGUCUCACAACAACUCUGCGAAGCGAUAUUCGAGGUUAUCGUGAAGCACUGGACGAAGCUUCGCGAAGCGAUGGACAAUUGGCGAGCAAGCUGCAGCAAAAUGAACCUGACUUCAACGAAAUGCGUGAUGCCGUGAAUUCGGGUCAGGUUGACCAAAUGUUCACAAGGGCCAUCUCGCAAGCUCGAGCUCGCAGCAGCCAGGCUACUAGCCCUGCUGGGAUUGAACCAAACCUGCUGGAUGCCGACUUUGGCGAGAGUGGACCAAGUGUAAUGGAUCAAAUAGCCAUCAUUGAAGACAUUCUCAAGAAGCUCAAUUUGAUCAAGCGCGAGAGAAAUCAAGUACUCAAGGACCUGAAGGAAAAGAUUCACAACGACGAUAUUUCCCAGGUAUUGAUUCUCAACAAAAAGUCAAUAUCUAAUUACGAGAACCAGCUGUUCCAACAGGAAUUAGAAAAGUUCAGGCCUCAUCAAAACCGUCUCUUGCAAGCCAACCACAAACAAUCGGCUCUCAUGAAGGAGCUGACUUCCACAUUCAACGCCCUGCUGCAAGAUAGGCGAGUGCGCUCAGAACAAAGCAAGUAUGAAACUGUCCAACGGCAGCGCUCCUCUGUCAUCAACCGGUACAAGCGCACGUACCAAGAAUUUCUCGACCUGUAUGCCGGACUACAAAGUGCCAAGAACUGGUAUGGCGAAAUGAGAGACACGGUGCAGAGCUUGGAGAAGAAUGUAGAGACUUUUGUCAAUAAUCGCAGAGCCGAGGGCGCACAACUUCUUGACCAAAUCGAAAGAGACAAGUCAUCGAACCGCAGCAACCAAGCUGCGCUCGAACAAGAGCGUCUUCGCGGUCUCAUGGAGCGCAUGAAUAUGGAAGGCACAAAAUCACCACCGCAAAAGUCACGACCAGCUCCGGCCCCCUUGUUCCAGUCGGGACAAGCGCCGCGUUACCAGCAACCAAACACUUACCAGGGCCAAUACCAAAUGCCAAACUCGCCGCCAGCGCACCAGCAGACAUAUGGCGGGUACUCGAGCCCGGCUCCCCCAGCCAGCACAUUCUCACAGCCCACUUACAACCCGAGCCAGUACGGAAUCACCCCAGGACCGACGUCACCUCCGCCGAACCAGACAUCAUUUGGUAUGAACACAAUGCGACAAGGCCCUCAGUCACCUCCACCGAACCAGACAUCAUUUAGCAUGAACACAAUGCGGCAAGGCCCUCAGUCACCACCGGCGACGCAAACCUCAUUUGGGCAUACGCAUCAGCAACCUUACCAGAGCUACCACCAGCGCUCGUACUCAUCGCAGUCGCAGUCGCAGCACGUGCAGCAGCAACACGCGCAGCCGGGCUAUGUGCCUCCAGGAUUCGUCCCCCCACCGCCGCCGCCGGGGCCUCCGCCACUGGGGCCGCAACAGACUGUACAUUACGGAAACCAGGAUUAUGACCCUACCGGAGGCCGUCCACCUGGCUCGCAAGCUCGGUCUGGCCAGGGGCAGCAACCUCAUGAUCCCUGGGCAGGGCUGAGCGCGUGGAAAUAA
This is a messenger RNA of Akanthomyces muscarius, 2967 nucleotides long. RefSeq lists its product as uncharacterized. The record is from RefSeq and is a predicted model, not a curated record. Lineage: Eukaryota; Fungi; Ascomycota; Sordariomycetes; Hypocreales; Cordycipitaceae. The transcript has 4 exons. Gene Ontology annotation, molecular function: protein binding. Gene Ontology annotation, biological process: protein transport to vacuole involved in ubiquitin-dependent protein catabolic process via the multivesicular body sorting pathway. The coding region runs from base 1 to 2967 and encodes 988 amino acids. Gene Ontology annotation, cellular component: endosome.